Messenger RNA from Brassica napus (rape), 1746 nucleotides. Its product is annotated as ATP-dependent RNA helicase DEAH13-like. Lineage: Eukaryota; Viridiplantae; Streptophyta; Magnoliopsida; Brassicales; Brassicaceae. The transcript has 11 exons. Bases 226 to 915 code for a protein of 229 amino acids. The record is from RefSeq and is a predicted model, not a curated record.
GUCGACUUCUGUGAUUGUGACACGUGUCCUAAUCACCCCAAACGGCAGCGCUUCAAUUCAUUCAGAGAAACCUUAUGUUUUUUGGCAAAAGAAAACCUUACGUCUUCAUCCGUCUCCCAUAGCCUUUUAGGGUUCAUCCUAUUGUUCGAUCUCUGACGACUUCUCUGACUCCAUGAAUGGAGGUUGGAGAGAUUUAGUGGCUCAACCCGGUUUUAUCGACAAAGCAUGAAGGGAGACGAUUCGAUCUUAGAUUUAAUGCCUCCAAGGAAGAAGCAUAAUAAAGGACCCAACAAGAAACGGAAGCUGAAGAAACUUGAGGAAGACAGGGAGAAAGAGCUCCUCUCUGCAAAAACUUCCAAGUUGUUAGACAAGUAUAAAAUAUCUCAGGAUGUGUCUUCGCUUUUCCAAUCUUCAAAAGCCAUAGGUAGAUCUGAUAAGAAGCUGGAGAAACGCAUGAGACCAAUGCAACUAUCUAAAGCUGGUGUUUUGUCUGAUGAACCAGUCAAGGAAAAUGACAACUCUGAUUCAUGUAUGGACGAGCCUACCACACCUGAAAUCCAUAUCCCAACUCUUCAUACUGAUUCUCACCAACUUAUUCAUCCCAAUGAACUCGAUUCCAAAGUAAUGAUAAUCUCUGCUGAAGAGUCCCGUGAAGAAGAAUGUUCCUUUAUGAAGCUGGUUUUGGUUCAAAGCAAGUUAAUUCUCGAAGUGGGGUUAUUGGUAUUACACAGCCACGUCGUGUUGCUGUCCGUCCUCGCCACUGCCGAGAGGGUGGCUCAUGAGCUUGGUGUUCACCUCAGUCAAGGAGUCGGUUUCAAAGUGAUUGCAGGCAGCAUAGAUUUUAAAAGAUCUUUAAGCUACAGAGGCAUUCUUCAUACACCCACCAGUCAUCCUCCAACUUAUUUGGCUUCCUAAUUCCAUGUAACAUUUAUGUUCAGUUGAUAUAAUAUAUCCCUCCUGGUAAUAAGAUCUAGGGGAGCAGUGGCCAUGUGGUUGACGGAAUGACGGUGAUCAGCAUGCAAAUACUGUGUAGAUGGUGAUUUUGCUUCAGCUACAUCGGUGUUGGGAGUCAGAAACCGCGUGGUGUACAAGCUUGCGCUGGUUCCUCUCAAACAGUCUCUUUUCUUCCUCUUCGCAACUCCAACCUUAGGGUGUCUCUCUGUAUGUACUGAUUUAGAUUUAGUCCUAAAGAAUACUUUGCAAGUUCAGAUUUAGUUAUUUACACCUAAAGAGGUGAAUAUGAAUCUUGGUUUAUGUCUCCCUCAUUAAGUCAGCCGUCGCAAUGAACGUAAAGAGAGUAGUAAUCAUAUACACAAAGCUGCAAUGGCUAUCAACAGCAGCAUCAUUAGUGUCUUACAUGGCAAAUCUUCCAAAGGUUUAUGUUACGUUCAGUAACUAUGUUACGGCUGAGAGAGCAGAGAUUCUGCUCUAUUGUUUGAAACAUUGUUGCCUUGGAUUAUCUCAAUUGUAUAUGCAAGAUUCUGUAAAAUAAGGAUGUUACGAGAGAGUUGUUGAAGAGCCGUUCAAGAGUACUUCAAGGUUUAGCUUUUAACAUAGUUGCUUGGAAUGAUUCUGUUAUCUUUGCAGACAAAAUCAUGAGGCGUAGUGAAUAACCUUUUAUAGGUUUUCCAAUUUACUUCUAUAUUUAUUUAUUUUCCUUAUGUUCUGAUCUAUCUCCUGUAAAUUUAUUUCAGAUCAAAAUCAAUGUGAAAUCUAGAACUAAAGCAUUUACUUCCUUUUUCUUAA